UAGUGCGACACUCGUCAAACGCAGUUCAAUGGAGGGGAAAAUCGCGUGAUAGAUUGUGGUGUGAGUGCAUCCAUCGCCAGCAAUCAUACGAAAAGAAAACCGUUCCAUAGCUCGCCGUAUUGGGCUGUGGAGGAAUCGCGCGAUUAUUGUAUCUAGACGUGCGAAUAUUGACGGUCUCCCGUGUUCCUUUGUCCCGUAGGCACCGAGUACUAGUGCGGAAUACAGUAAAGUUCCUGCCGAAAGCUUUAAAGCGGGCCAUUCUGCGUGCGUGAAACUUUCGCCCGUCAUCGGUUGCGGGUGCUGCUGACGGGGUAGCAGUGCGUUUGUUAAGGGAAGUACAAAGCUGGCCUUUGCUUCCUUUCACAUCCGUUUGGAUGAUUCACGGUCACGGGUGAAGAAGAAAAAUUUCGCCGCUCCGGUUGUCUGACCCUACAACAUAGCUGAUGCUGUGCCGUGGUGCAGUGUAGUGCGGGAUACGUGUGCCGUUCCGGGAAGAUACUCAGCCGAAGUGUGCGACACGUUGUCAUCAUUGGCAGGGCAGAUUGUUUGUCCGUGCACCAGGUGUGCGAUGGUAGUGGAGAAGAAAUCGCGGUGUAAAGUUCAGUGAGAAAAUUCCUGUGGAGUAUAGCACUUCCCGUUCCGUGCGCGGUGUACCCAGAAAGGGCGAUUCGAAACCAUCCGCAACCAACAACUGUCAGUUGGUGUAUUGUUUUCAGUUUUUUUCCCGUACUACGGAACAACCGACAAAGUGAAUAGUCUGUAGAACAUCUCUCGACUUGGAAUACACCAAACAUCAGCGAUGUAUUUCUACAAGCAAAAGCUGCUGCAUCCGGCGCAGCUAAAGAAGCUCUUUGAACACAAAUAUUCCUGCACCAAUGUCAGCCUAAUGGAUCCGUUCCUGCAGCCCUGGUGGUGCUGGCUCGUAUCGAAGGUGCCACUCUGGUUAGCACCAAAUCUCAUCACGACUGUAGGCCUGCUGAUCAACAUCGCCACUACGCUGAUUCUGAUCUACUUCAGCCCAACCGGGCGAGAGGAACCACCCAGAUGGGCUUCAGCGCUUUGUGGUUUCGGGCUGUUCAUCUACCAAAGUCUGGAUGCGAUCGACGGCAAACAGGCGCGCAGAACCAAUUCAUCCUCGCCGCUUGGCGAGCUGUUCGAUCACGGCUGUGACUCCAUAUCGACUGUUUUCGUCGCCCUGUCGGCGUGUAUCUCCGUCCAGCUUGGUUACUACCCGCGGUGGAUGUUUUUCCAGUGUUUCUGCGCCAUGACGCUGUUUUACUGUGCCCAUUGGCAAACGUACGUGUCUGGCACGUUGCGUUUCGGGCGCAUCGACGUUACCGAAGCACAGUGCACGAUCAUCGGCAUCCACAUGAUAUCGGCUGUGUUCGGUCCCUCGAUCUGGAUGACGAAGAUACCGAUCAUCGGUGGCACCUGGAACCACACCGUGUGUGCCUUCUUUACGUUCGGAUUUGUUCAAAUGUUCGUCACCUUCUGCCAGAGUUUUCGCGCCGGUGGCGUUGGCAAGAACGGGUCCACCGUUGCUGGCACGAGCGUGCUGUCACCGAUCAUCCCGUUCCUGUUCGUCGUAGUACCAGCGUACGUGAUCUCGCAGAAGUCAACUGAUCAGAUAUACGAAAAUCAUCCUGCCCUGUACAUAAUGGCGUUCGGGAUGAUUACGGCCAAGGUGACGAACCGGUUGGUGGUCGCCCACAUGACGAAGAGCGAAAUGGAAUACCUCGACUGGGGACUAAUUGGACCACUGUGUCUGUUUCUCAAUCAGUACUUCAACAGCUUUCUACCGGAAUACUACGUGCUGUGGUUCUGUUUGCUAUGGUGCACUAUCGAUCUGAUACGAUACUGUGGUCAAGUGUGCCUGGAAAUUUGUGACUACUUGAAGAUCGAACUCUUCCGCAUACCCUACCCACCAAAGCCCGUAAUGACAUCACAAGGUACGAACCCUCCACAGCAUCACCACCAACACCACCACAACCAUCACAAUUACGAUAACAAGAACGGUACGCAUAGUUUAGCCAAUAACAACCAACAGCACCAGCAGUCAGUGACGUCCUCGCAGCAACAAUCGGCCAACAGAAAGCAAACGCGUGCCAGCAGCAGAAAGCAAAAUUCCGCACAGCACCAGUGAGAACGCGGGUUGCGCGUAAAGCUCUUUUGGCACAUACGGAUGGGAUUUUAACUUUGGUGGGGUGGGUUGUAAUGUAGGAUAUCAGCUUCGGGACGCCUAGGGUAGCAAAAAGGAGAAAAAAUAGGUCGUCUUGAUGAUUAGGCAAAUCAAUAAGCUUUAUCGUACACUGUUAAACUCGCAAAAGCGAUCACAAGGGAUUCGCUGUAAGGCUGCAAUUAUCGCUGCACCUUAAGCGACACUCACGCAACACACAUCUACACGCUCGCGCAAUCCUUUUGCACUAAAGCUGUUGCUGGAAGCCGGCAGAUGUCAACCACCUGUUGGGUGUCAAUGUUUUUGCUACGGCUCUUUCUGCUGCAGACGAAUUAAUUUAUUUCCAUCACAAGAAAAAAAACACACUUUCUUAAUGGAUUUAGUAAAUGUCCCAAGCUCCCUUGGGAAAGUAUCAUAUAAAGGUGCUACCAGUGUAGCAAAUUGCAGUCAAAGUCUAACUACACGUGACUGUCAUCUAUAAGUGUGGUGUGUUCUUGUCGUGUGUGUGAUGCGAUGUAUGAUGCGUUGUCUAUUUGGCCCCUCCACUAUCAACUGUGUCUCCCAUAAGCUUAAAAAUCUUCCGUUCGUGCUAGCUUUCAUCAUGGUCAGUUGUUAAUGGUUCUAACGUUAGGUUGUUAUUGUUUGUGCUCUUUGUUUCGUUUUACUUUCGUUUACGUGUUAUGUUAAUAUUCUGUUUUUCGUACCGUAACUAAACCAUAAAUUGCGUAUGGUUUUGCUCACACUUUAAUACGAGUAGUAACGGAUUUUUCCGUGGCUGUAAACUAAAACGUACACACAGUUAGUGUAGCAUGAAGUGAUGCUAUAGGAGAGCACUGUUAAAUUAGCGACCGUCAAAGACAGAGGAAAGUAAGCGCAGACGUAGUGGCUUAUUUAUGGGGCUACUAAAAGGGUGGAUGCCGUAGGAAAUUUUGUACGUAAACUAAGAUUGCGUUAAGCAUCGUAUUGAACUACACCGCUGCAAAUGCCCAUUAACGGGCCUUUAGCCCUACCAAAAAGCAUCAUUAUAGUGAUGCUUUUCAAAAUUAACGUAUGUGCGAUGUUGUUGGAACAUAUUUUUUUUUUUAUAGAGAUAAUCUUUUAAAAGUGCCGCGUGAUCAAGUAGCGAGGGAGAGAUUUUUUAUUCGAACGAUCGUUUCGUGACACGCGCGGAAACUGGAUAAGGGAAUGAUACAAUUUUCAAUUCGUAAAAGGUUGUGUGCAGUAAUAAAGCAGCAUGUAAAAAUAUCCAUGCCAGUAGAUUUGAGUGAAAGCAAAUUGAAGAAAAUAGAAAUACAGUAAAAUGCGUUGUAUAAAGGAGUCAGUACAUAUGUUAGGCGCAGGUUCACGCAUCAUGAUCAACGUCAUGAUCGCGUGUUCAUUAUUGACGGGUAGUUGUGGUAGGAUGACAGGAGGUACAUAUAAACAAUGCAAUGCAACCGUGUGUGAUCGUUUAAUAAUUUCGUUUGUUACAUAUCUAGCCCGUGUUUGGUUUGAUAAUCCUCAAAGGAAGGAGAGUGGUUAACGGGUGUGAUGAUAGCGUCACCAUAACAAACGCCAAAUGAAAACAGAAAACAAAAUAUUUGAAAAUUACUGCGUGGAAAAUAUAAUGGUAGGAAAAAAAAUGAUACGAAAAUUAGUCGAAUCACACUCCCAUGUAUGACUAUUGCUUCUUACGCGAGAAAAGAAUCCUUUCAAAACAAUACUGUUUUACUGCGGAUAACAUCCCCGUUUUUCCUCCCGGGGAGCCAGUGGAAGAGAGAAAAGAUCUUUUGUGUGUGUGUAUGUGUGUGUUUUUCAGAGAGAAAACAUUCAUCCUCUGUUUUGUAGCAUUAAUCAGCGUGUAACGCCUUUACCGUUUGUAUGUAUGUGACUGACAUACCAUAAUGUCCCUCCAUGUACACACACACGAGCCGGCGCAUAUUUUUUACCGACUUUGCUAGGCAUUAUCUGAAAAAAAAAAC
This is a messenger RNA of Anopheles moucheti, 4137 nucleotides long. It is a transcript of the gene bbc, whose product is annotated as cholinephosphotransferase 1. Gene Ontology annotation, cellular component: Golgi apparatus; endoplasmic reticulum membrane. The transcript is spliced from 6 exons. Lineage: Eukaryota; Metazoa; Arthropoda; Insecta; Diptera; Culicidae. Gene Ontology annotation, biological process: phosphatidylethanolamine biosynthetic process. The record is from RefSeq and is a predicted model, not a curated record. The coding region runs from base 800 to 2143 and encodes 447 amino acids. Gene Ontology annotation, molecular function: ethanolaminephosphotransferase activity; diacylglycerol cholinephosphotransferase activity.